UGUGACCGUGUAUGUAGUAUGUGGUAGUAUGUGCGGAGUGACAAGGCGCACUUGACAGCUUGCUUUGAUCAGUGAUACACACGCAAGUUCCGUACCGAGUGACGUAGCGACUCGCCUCCAUGCAUUCGUGAAGAGUACACGAGAGAGCGAUGAAUGCGACUCCGAGACUUGCGCAAGCGUUGUGAUUCGUGCGGAAGCUGCGCGGAAGGUCGACGUGAUCUAACAUUCCCGGGAAGCCGUACAUGAGCCGCAAGUGCACGUUGCUGACAAGUGGCAACCUGCUCCUCUCGCCGUUUAGUGUAACGCAUCUAACGUUCGUUCCCGACGUGCUUCCGAACGGCCGAUUACCAAAUGUCAAAGAACAAACUCAACUUAACGCUACCACCUGGCUCGAUAGAACCAGUGCCAGCAGUGUCACCGUCACCGCCGGUGCCACCCUUGCCCGUGGGCAACUCCGAGACCAACUCGGAACCAUCAGUGAUACCCAACAAUGUGAUGGGUAGCAUGAACAUUGAUGUUAUUCAAGAGAAAUUCGAGGAACUAGAAAUGGACGAGGAGCAGAGGAAACGACUGGAGAGCUUUCUGGGGCAGAAAGAGAAAGUCGGAGAAUUGUGCGAUGAGGAUUUUGAGAAGUUGGGCGAACUGGGCGCUGGUAACGGCGGUGUUGUCAUGAAAGUUAGGCACAAAAAGUAUGGCCUUAUAAUGGCAAGGAAGUUGAUACAUUUGGAGGUGAAGCCAGCGAUUAAGAAGCAAAUAAUCAGAGAGUUGAAAGUACUCCACGAGUGUAACUUUGCGCAUAUAGUUGGGUUUUACGGCGCUUUUUACAGUGACGGAGAAAUUAGCAUAUGCAUGGAGUACAUGGAUGGUGGAUCCUUAGACCUGAUAUUGAAAAAAGCAGGACGAAUUCCAGAACCAAUCCUAAGCACAAUCACAUUCGCUGUGCUAAAGGGCUUGAGUUACUUGCGGGACAAACACGCUAUAAUGCAUCGCGACGUGAAGCCGAGCAACAUUUUGGUCAAUAGCGCGGGAGAAAUUAAGAUAUGCGAUUUCGGUGUCUCCGGGCAAUUGAUCGAUUCGAUGGCCAAUUCGUUCGUCGGCACACGAAGUUACAUGUCGCCAGAGAGACUGCAAGGGUCACAUUAUUCGGUACAAAGCGAUAUCUGGUCGUUGGGACUAUCGCUGGUUGAAAUGGCAAUCGGUCAAUAUCCCAUUCCGCCACCGGACGAGAAGACUUUAACUUCCAUAUUCAGUCCACAGUCGGUUCAACCGCCCGUGGAGAAUGCGACGAGCAGUGUACCCACGCCGACUACUCAGUCGCCAGGACAUAGCGCAAACAGUCCGAGACCCAUGGCCAUAUUCGAGCUGUUGGACUACAUAGUGAACGAGCCGCCGCCGAAACUACCGCCCGGAGUGUUCAGUGACACCUUCACGGAUUUCGUCGACCGGUGCUUGAAGAAGAAUCCAGCCGAUAGAGCGGACUUGAAGACGUUAAUGAAUCACGAGUGGAUAAAGAAGGCCGAGUCGGAGAACGUGGACAUCGCCGGAUGGGUGUGCCGCACGAUGGACCUGCAGCCAACUACGCCAACACGCUUAGCAAGCGUGCAGUCCUGAAUAGAUGUAACUCUUACAUACUUGGCUACAUAUAUGCGCGUUCGGUAUUCCUAAGUCACUUUUAAGUUUAUCUUAGGUUCUAUUCGGUCGAACAGUGGCGUUUAUCCGUUGUACUCUCUCUUCUUCGGUCUCGCGGUAUCUUUUAAUAAAAUCCACGCAUCAGGACUCAGGAUGCGUUCGCGUCCAGCACCGGGCGAUUCGUACGUGGUAUAUAGUAGGAAUUUUACCCUGCGGGAACGGUUGUUAGGACCAAUCGAUUGAUGUACUGUGUAUUGAUGUCACUUAUCUCGUCGUCGGUCUCUCUUGAUUUUGACGGGGGGGAAGCGUAAUUCGAGUGUAAUACGAUAUAGAUGAUGCAAUCUUUUGAAACUGUUGUCGCCGAGAGCGCUACGUCGUCAUCGAGAUGAUCGUUUGCACGCAGCACGCCACUGUGCCAGGUAUUAAUUUCGGAGGUUUCACUUUUAUGUGUUCCUUUUAAACUUUGGUUGAAAGUAUGUAAGACGAGAAAAGUAUCACAAUAUAAGUUCAUUAUUAGAGACUCAUGGGCAAAUUGUGUUCCCCGUGAUAUGAUAUUUAGGAUACACGAAUGUGAACAUCGAACAUAUAAGAGAAAGAAAGGGGAAGAGAGAGAGAAAGAGAGAGAGAGAGAGAGAGAGAGAAGAGAAAGGAAGAAAAUAUCGUUUGAAGAAGUGAACAACAAGAAAAGAAAAAUUAACUAGAUCAAGUUACUUGUAUAACAUUUGUACCUGACAUCCGUAGGAGCGUUAUUUACACGAUCAAAAAACUUUAUUCUAUGGUCACGUUGAACUGUUGUUGGUUUCUCUUAGCAAUGCAUGGCUGCGAUUAAGCGUGAUUCCGAGUCUUAUGUUCUCUCUUCUACAUAGAUGAGACACAUCUCUCAUUACGAGACGAUUCAUUCAGAGAGAAGAAUAGAAAGAAGGAAAGGAGGAGAAUAUAUGAGAAACGUUUUCUGGGAAGGAGAGGCUUAAACCUGAUUUGUCACAUAAUCGCGGCCUCACGAAUAAUUGAAUACUUCGUAACACGGUUUGAUCUACGUUCACAUAUUCAAUAGGUAGUAUUAAUCUGUGAAUCCUUUUGCUGCAAAGGAUGAACAGUACGUCGCAUCGCAGUCUCAUUGUUUGAAAAUUAAAGAGAGGAAAAGAGAAGGAGAAAGAGAGAGAGAGAGAGAGAGAGAGAGAGAGAGAAUGAGUGAGAGAAACAAAGAAAAAGAAAGAAGGGACUCGUCUGCAGCGAAAGGAUUGACCCUUGUGUGUGUACAAACGCACGCUGGAUCCGUUCGUGUGCAGUUUUUAUAGGGCGUAUUUCUCAAAAAUGUCAAGCCGCUUGUGACUAUCAACGACCAACUUGAAAUUCACGAGUUCACAUUCGAGAAGUAGAUAUGAUGUAAUGCAGGUAUGUGUUAUAAUGCAGGUCUCUGAUUUUCCACCGUUUUCUUUCGUGUUGUACGCGUCGUAUUAUCGUCAAGUGUAUGUUAUCGUCAAGUGUAUGUUAUCGUCAAGUGUAUGUUAUCGGCAAGUGUAUGUUAUCGUCAAGUGUAAAUAUGAGCUGCCGCUCAUAUUUAAGUAGACGUUUGAUUUUUUUAGUACUUAACAAUUACACAAUAUCAUUGGUGAGAGAGAAAGAGAGAGAGAGAGAGAGAGAGAGAGAGAGAGAGAGAGAGAGAGAGAGAGAGAGAAAGGGAGAGAGGAGAGAAAGAAUCGAAAGAGAUUUAAUAUAUCCGUCGGAAUUAUGAGCGCGAGUUGGUCCGUCAGUGACAGUGCAAUAGGAUCAUUGUGGAGCACAGGAUUAGACUGUACACAUAUAUUCAAAUCAUAAUAGUACCAUCAAUUUGUGAAUUCGUUGGAACUUCUUAUUCCGAACACGAUAUAUUUUAUAGAUGCAGUCUACAAAUUAGUCUCGCGUUGCGUGUGACAGUAGCCGUCUCCGAAUUGGCUUAAAAAUUGUCGGAUUGUGUUACGAGUAUAUCUUGACAUUUGUGAGCGAGAUAUUUCCCUUUCGAUCUUUCCGCCCCCUAGUAUGCGUAGAAGCGUAAGACGCUCAAAAACUGUCAUGUUAUGUUUAUCUCGCAAUUAACAGCAACAUCAAUAACAACAAUAUAUAUAUAUAUAUAUAUAUACAAUUGUUGUUAUAUACAUGAAACAAACGCAUAUAAUGCCAUUUGUUGUAAAGUGAUCUCUAUAAUCGACUACAGGAGGACAAUAUACACAUAUGUUUAGCUACAAAAAGAUCACAUCGUAAAGUGUAUGAGAUAUUUCCAUAUAAUUUAGCGAUUUUAUCAAGCGAUAAAUCAUAAUCUCUCGCGUAAAGGCUCAUAAUUCCUAUCACUUAUUAAAAUACGUGCACAUUCCUUGUUGCAAAUAUGUGCAUAACAAUUACAGUUGUAUGGAUUCACUGUCUAAGCGUCAUAAUUGUAAGUACAAUAAAAUUAUCAAUAUUGCAAGU
Harpegnathos saltator (Jerdon's jumping ant) is the source of this 4074-nucleotide messenger RNA. RefSeq names its product mitogen-activated protein kinase kinase 1 (gene Dsor1). The transcript is spliced from 8 exons. The coding region runs from base 352 to 1611 and encodes 419 amino acids. The record is from RefSeq and is a predicted model, not a curated record. Gene Ontology annotation, biological process: protein phosphorylation. Lineage: Eukaryota; Metazoa; Arthropoda; Insecta; Hymenoptera; Formicidae. Gene Ontology annotation, molecular function: ATP binding; protein kinase activity.